Urocitellus parryii (Arctic ground squirrel) is the source of this 9797-nucleotide messenger RNA. The record is from RefSeq and is a predicted model, not a curated record. NCBI's taxonomy places the organism in Eukaryota, Metazoa, Chordata, Mammalia, Rodentia, Sciuridae.
AGUAACCAUGUGGAUGUUCUGCUGAAGCGUUUCCUCAAGCUUGCUGGGGUGGGAGGAGUGGAGGAGGAGGAGGUGGUGGUGGAGGAGGAGGAGGCAGGGGGUGGAGAGAGAGAGAGAAAGCGCACGCCGAGAGGAGGUGUGGGUGUUCCGCUUCCAUCCUAACGGAACGAGCUCCCUCUUCGCGGACAUGGGAUUACCUAGCGGCUGCUAACCCCUCUCCUCGUCCUGCUCCCCCAAGUCGGAGUGGCUCCCUGGGCACCAAGGCGCUGACUACCGAGGAGCAGGAUUCGCAUUCCUGGCUGGGCGUACUUUGGUAACAGAGUGCCUGACCCGGGGUCAGGAUUUUCAAGGAAGCCAUGUCUGACAAAAUGGCCAGUUUCCUACAUAUCGGAGACAUUUGUUCUCUGUACGCCGAGGGAUCGACAAAUGGAUUUAUCAGCACCUUGGGCCUGGUUGAUGAUCGUUGUGUUGUACAGCCAGAAGCUGGAGACCUUAACAACCCACCUAAGAAAUUCAGAGACUGCCUCUUCAAGCUGUGUCCUAUGAAUCGCUACUCGGCCCAGAAGCAGUUCUGGAAAGCCGCCAAGCCAGGGGCCAACAGCACAACCGACGCAGUGCUGCUGAACAAACUGCACCAUGCCGCGGACUUGGAAAAGAAACAGAACGAGACAGAAAACAGGAAGUUGCUGGGGACCGUGAUCCAGUAUGGCAACGUGAUCCAGCUCCUGCAUUUGAAGAGUAAUAAAUACCUCACUGUGAACAAGAGGCUUCCAGCUCUGCUGGAAAAGAACGCCAUGAGGGUGACCUUGGACGAAGCUGGGAACGAGGGGUCCUGGUUUUACAUUCAGCCCUUCUACAAGCUGCGGUCCAUUGGAGACAGCGUGGUCAUAGGUGACAAGGUUGUUCUGAACCCUGUCAAUGCUGGCCAGCCCCUGCAUGCCAGCAGCCAUCAGCUGGUGGACAACCCUGGCUGCAAUGAGGUCAAUUCCGUCAACUGCAACACAAGCUGGAAAAUAGUCCUUUUCAUGAAAUGGAGUGACAACAAAGAUGACAUUUUAAAGGGGGGUGAUGUGGUGAGGCUGUUCCACGCUGAGCAAGAGAAGUUUCUCACCUGUGAUGAGCACAGGAAGAAGCAGCACGUCUUCCUGAGGACCACAGGCCGGCAGUCAGCCACAUCUGCCACCAGUUCAAAAGCCCUGUGGGAAGUGGAGGUAGUCCAACAUGACCCGUGCCGAGGUGGAGCCGGGUACUGGAACAGCCUCUUCCGCUUCAAGCACCUGGCCACAGGGCACUACCUAGCAGCGGAGGUAGACCCUGACUUUGAGGAAGAGUGCCUGGAGUUUCAGCCCUCAGUGGACCCCGAUCAGGACGCCUCCCGAAGCAGGUUGCGGAAUGCCCAGGAAAAGAUGGUCUACUCCCUGGUCUCUGUGCCUGAAGGCAAUGACAUCUCCUCCAUUUUUGAGCUCGACCCCACCACGCUCCGUGGAGGUGACAGCCUUGUCCCAAGGAACUCCUAUGUCCGGCUCAGACACCUGUGCACAAAUACCUGGGUCCACAGCACAAACAUUCCCAUUGACAAGGAGGAGGAAAAGCCCGUGAUGCUGAAGAUUGGCACCUCUCCCGUGAAGGAGGACAAGGAGGCGUUUGCCAUAGUCCCAGUUUCUCCUGCUGAAGUUCGGGACCUGGACUUUGCCAACGACGCCAGCAAGGUGCUGGGUUCCAUUGCUGGGAAGCUGGAGAAGGGCACCAUCACCCAGAAUGAGCGCAGGUCUGUAACCAAGCUGCUGGAGGACUUGGUCUACUUUGUCACUGGUGGAACCAACUCUGGCCAAGAUGUGCUUGAAGUGGUCUUCUCCAAGCCCAACAGAGAACGGCAGAAGCUGAUGAGAGAACAGAAUAUUCUGAAGCAGAUCUUCAAGCUGCUGCAGGCCCCAUUCACAGACUGUGGGGAUGGCCCCAUGCUUCGCCUGGAGGAACUGGGGGACCAGCGGCAUGCUCCUUUCAGACACAUCUGCCGGCUCUGCUACCGGGUCCUGCGACAUUCGCAGCAAGACUACAGAAAGAACCAGGAGUACAUAGCCAAGCAGUUCGGCUUCAUGCAGAAGCAGAUCGGCUAUGAUGUACUGGCCGAGGACACCAUUACUGCCCUGCUCCACAAUAACCGGAAACUCCUGGAGAAGCACAUCACAGCGGCCGAGAUAGACACAUUUGUCAGYCUGGUGCGAAAGAACAGGGAGCCCAGGUUCCUGGAUUACCUCUCUGACCUCUGCGUGUCCAUGAACAAAUCCAUCCCAGUGACCCAGGAGCUGAUUUGCAAAGCUGUGCUGAAUCCCACCAACGCCGACAUCCUGAUUGAGACCAAGCUGGUUCUCUCUCGUUUUGAAUUCGAAGGCGUCUCCACCGGGGAAAAUGCUCUGGAGGCCGGGGAGGACGAGGAGGAGGUGUGGCUGUUCUGGAGAGACAGCAACAAAGAGAUUCGCAGUAAGAGCGUCAGGGAGUUGGCGCAGGAUGCCAAGGAAGGGCAGAAGGAGGAUCGCGAUGUCCUCAGCUACUACAGGUAUCAGUUGAACCUCUUUGCUAGGAUGUGUCUGGACCGCCAGUACCUGGCCAUCAACGAGAUAUCAGGCCAGCUGGAUGUGGACCUCAUCCUGCGCUGCAUGUCUGACGAGAACUUGCCCUACGACCUGCGAGCCUCCUUCUGCCGUCUCAUGCUCCACAUGCACGUGGACAGAGACCCCCAGGAGCAAGUCACUCCCGUGAAAUACGCCCGCCUCUGGUCCGAGAUCCCCUCGGAGAUCGCCAUUGAUGACUAUGACAGUAGUGGAGCAUCCCGAGAUGAAAUCAAGGAGAGGUUUGCUCAGACCAUGGAGUUUGUGGAGGAGUAUUUACGGGACGUGGUUUGCCAGAGGUUUCCAUUUUCUGAUAAGGAGAAGAAUAAGCUUACGUUUGAGGUUGUCAACUUAGCCAGGAACCUCAUAUACUUUGGUUUCUACAACUUCUCUGACCUCCUGCGGCUGACCAAGAUCCUCCUCGCCAUCUUGGACUGUGUGCACGUGACGACCAUUUUCCCSAUCAGCAAGAUGGCGAAAGGAGAAGAGAAUAAAGGCAGUAACGUGAUGAGGUCCAUCCAUGGAGUCGGGGAACUGAUGACCCAGGUGGUGCUCCGGGGAGGUGGCUUUUUGCCCAUGACCCCCAUGGCCGCUGCCCCUGAAGGCAACGUGAAGCAGGCGGAGCCGGAGAAGGAGGACAUCAUGGUGAUGGACACCAAGUUGAAGAUCAUCGAGAUCCUGCAGUUCAUUUUGAAUGUGAGGUUGGAUUAUAGGAUCUCCUGCCUCCUGUGUAUAUUUAAGCGCGAGUUUGAUGAAAGCAACUCCCAGACCUCGGAAACAUCCUCCGGAAACAGCAGCCAAGAAGGGCCCAGUAAUGUGCCAGGGGCUCUUGACUUUGAACACAUCGAGGAGCAAGCGGAGGGCAUCUUUGGAGGAAGUGAGGAGAACACYCCACUGGACCUGGACGAUCAUGGCGGCCGGACCUUCCUCCGCGUCCUGCUCCACCUGACCAUGCACGACUACCCGCCCCUGGUGUCCGGGGCCCUGCAGCUCCUCUUUCGGCACUUCAGUCAGAGGCAGGAGGUCCUCCAGGCCUUCAAGCAGGUUCAACUGCUGGUCACCAGCCAGGAUGUGGACAACUACAAACAGAUCAAACAAGACCUGGAUCAGUUGCGGUCCAUCGUGGAAAAGUCUGAGCUCUGGGUUUACAAAGGGCAAGGCCCCGACGAGACCAUGGAUGGUGUGUCUGGUGAAAACGAACAUAAGAAAACCGAGGAGGGGAAUAAGUCAGAAAAGCAAGAAAGCACCAGCAGCUACAACUACAGAGUGGUGAAAGAGAUUCUGAUCCGGCUCAGCAAGCUCUGUGUGCAGGAGAGUGCCUCUGUGAAGAAGAGUAGGAAGCAGCAGCAGAGGCUGCUGCGGAACAUGGGCGCCCACGCCGUGGUGCUGGAGCUGCUGCAGAUCCCCUAYGAGAAGGCUGAAGAUACCAAGAUGCAGGAGAUAAUGAGGCUGGCUCAUGAAUUUUUGCAGAAUUUCUGUGCAGGCAACCAGCAGAAUCAAGCAUUGCUGCAUAAACACAUAAACCUGUUCCUCAACCCAGGGAUCCUAGAAGCCGUGACCAUGCAGCACAUCUUCAUGAACAACUUCCAGCUCUGCAGUGAGAUCAACGAGAGGGUGGUCCAGCAUUUCGUCCACUGCAUCGAGACCCACGGCCGCAACGUCCAGUACAUCAAGUUCCUGCAGACGAUCGUCAAGGCUGAAGGGAAAUUUAUUAAGAAGUGCCAAGACAUGGUCAUGGCCGAGCUGGUCAACUCUGGAGAAGAYGUGCUCGUGUUCUACAACGACAGAGCCUCCUUCCAGACUCUGAUCCAGAUGAUGCGGUCUGAGCGGGACCGGAUGGACGAGAACAGCCCUCUCAUGUACCACAUCCACCUGGUGGAGCUGCUGGCCGUGUGCACCGAGGGCAAGAACGUGUACACGGAGAUCAAGUGCAACUCCCUGCUCCCGCUGGACGACAUUGUCCGUGUGGUCACCCACGAGGACUGCAUCCCCGAGGUUAAAAUCGCCUACAUUAACUUCCUCAACCACUGCUACGUGGACACGGAGGUAGAGAUGAAGGAGAUCUACACCAGCAACCACAUGUGGAAGCUGUUUGAGAACUUCCUCGUGGACAUCUGCAGGGCCUGCAACAACACAAGCGACAGGAAGCACGCAGACUCCAUCCUGGAGAAGUACGUCACGGAGAUCGUGAUGAGCAUCGUGACCACCUUCUUCAGCUCGCCUUUCUCGGACCAGAGCACCACUCUGCAGACUCGACAGCCUGUCUUCGUGCAGCUGCUGCAGGGCGUGUUCCGGGUCUACCACUGCAACUGGCUGAUGCCCAGCCAGAAGGCCUCCGUGGAGAGCUGCAUCCGGGUGCUCUCCGACGUAGCCAAGAGCCGGGCCAUUGCCAUUCCUGUGGACCUGGACAGCCAAGUCAACAACCUCUUCCUGAAGUCACACAACAUUGUGCAGAAAACGGCCAUGAACUGGCGCCUGUCAGCCCGCAAUGCUGCUCGCAGAGACUCUGUUCUGGCAGCUUCCAGAGACUACCGGAAUAUCAUCGAGAGACUGCAGGACAUUGUCUCGGCCCUGGAGGACCGCCUCAGGCCACUGGUACAAGCCGAGCUGUCUGUGCUCGUCGAUGUCCUGCACAGGCCCGAGCUGCUUUUCCCAGAGAACACAGAUGCCCGACGGAAAUGCGAAAGUGGUGGUUUCAUUUGCAAGUUAAUAAAGCAUACUAAACAGCUACUAGAAGAAAAUGAGGAGAAACUUUGCAUUAAAGUCCUACAGACCCUCAGAGAAAUGAUGACCAAAGAUAGAGGCUACGGAGAAAAGCUGCCACAAGCUCCGGAAUCCGAGAACGCCACAGAGCAGGAGCUUGAAUCAAGUCCACCCCUGAGACAACUGGAAGACCAUAAAAGGGGUGAGGCGCUCAGGCAAAUUCUGGUCAACCGUUACUAUGGAAACAUCAGACCUUCAGGAAGAAGAGAGAGCCUGACCAGYUUUGGCAAUGGCCCACUGUCACCAGGAGGACCCAGCAAGCCUGGGGGAGGAGGGGGAGGUUCAGGAUCCAGCUCCAUGAGCAGGGGUGAGAUGAGCCUGGCCGAGGUUCAGUGUCACCUUGACAAGGAGGGGGCCUCCAAUCUGGUCAUCGACCUCAUCAUGAAUGCGUCCAGUGACCGGGUGUUCCAUGAAAGCAUCCUCCUGGCCAUCGCCCUUCUGGAAGGAGGCAACACCACCAUCCAGCACUCCUUUUUCUGCCGGUUGACAGAAGAUAAGAAGUCGGAGAGAUUCUUCAAGGUCUUUUAUGACCGAAUGAAGAUGGCCCAGCAGGAAAUCAAGGCAACUGUGACUGUGAACACCAGUGACUUGGGAAACAAAAAGAAAGAUGACGAGGCGGACAGGGAGGCCCCGUCCCGGAAAAAAGCCAAAGAGCCUACGACGCAGAUAACAGAAGAGGUCCGGGAUCAGCUCCUGGAGGCCUCUGCUGCCACCAGGAAAGCCUUCACCACCUUCCGGAGGGAGGCUGACCCCGACGACCACUACCAGUCUGGGGAGGGCACCCAGACCACCACCGACAAGACCAAGGACGAGCUGGAGAUGAGCGCGGUCAUUACCAUCAUGCAGCCCAUCCUGCGCUUCCUGCAGCUGCUCUGCGAAAACCACAACCGAGACCUGCAGAACUUCCUUCGUUGCCAAAAUAACAAGACCAACUACAAUUUGGUGUGUGAGACGCUGCAGUUUCURGACUGUAUUUGUGGGAGCACAACUGGUGGCCUUGGGCUCCUUGGACUGUACAUCAACGAGAAGAAUGUCGCGCUUAUCAAUCAAACCCUGGAAAGUCUGACUGAAUACUGUCAGGGACCUUGCCAUGAAAACCAGAACUGCAUCGCCACCCACGAGUCCAAUGGCAUCGACAUCAUCACAGCCCUGAUCCUCAACGACAUCAACCCUCUGGGGAAGAAGCGCAUGGACCUCGUGUUAGAACUGAAGAACAACGCUUCCAAGUUGCUGCUGGCCAUCAUGGAGAGCAGACACGACAGUGAGAAUGCCGAGAGGAUUCUCUACAACAUGCGGCCAAAGGAGCUGGUGGAAGUGAUCAAGAAGGCUUACAUGCAAGGCGAAGUCGAAUUUGAGGAUGGAGAAAACGGUGAGGACGGAGCUGCCUCCCCCAGGAAUGUGGGGCACAACAUCUACAUAUUAGCACACCAGUUGGCUCGGCACAACAAAGAACUUCAGACCAUGCUGAAGCCUGGUGGCCAGGUGGAUGGAGAUGAAGCUCUGGAGUUCUACGCCAAGCACACGGCACAGAUCGAGAUUGUCCGAUUAGACCGAACGAUGGAACAGAUUGUCUUCCCAGUACCCAGCAUAUGUGAAUUCCUAACCAAGGAGUCAAAACUGCGAAUAUACUACACCACGGAGCGGGACGAGCAGGGUAGCAAGAUCAAUGACUUCUUCCUGCGCUCGGAAGACCUCUUCAACGAAAUGAACUGGCAGAAGAAGCUGCGAGCCCAGCCUGUCCUCUACUGGUGUGCCCGCAACAUGUCCUUCUGGAGCAGCAUCUCCUUCAACCUGGCCGUCCUGAUGAACCUGCUCGUGGCCUUCUUCUACCCAUUUAAAGGAGUGCGAGGAGGGACGCUGGAGCCACACUGGUCAGGCCUCCUAUGGACAGCAAUGCUCAUCUCCCUGGCCAUCGUCAUUGCCCUACCCAAGCCCCACGGCAUCCGGGCCUUGAUUGCUUCCACAAUUCUACGAUUGAUAUUUUCGGUCGGGCUGCAACCCACAUUGUUUCUGCUGGGAGCGUUCAACGUCUGCAAUAAAAUCAUCUUUCUAAUGAGCUUUGUGGGCAACUGUGGGACGUUCACCAGAGGCUACCGAGCCAUGGUUCUAGAUGUCGAGUUCCUGUAUCACCUGCUGUAUCUGUUGAUCUGUGCCAUGGGACUCUUCGUCCAUGAAUUCUUCUACAGUUUGCUGCUGUUCGAUUUAGUGUACAGAGAAGAGACUUUGCUUAAUGUCAUUAAAAGCGUCACCCGCAAUGGACGGUCCAUCAUCCUGACUGCGGUUCUGGCUCUGAUCCUGGUUUACCUGUUCUCGAUCGUGGGCUAUCUUUUCUUCAAGGACGAUUUUAUCUUGGAAGUAGACAGAUUGCCCAAUGAAACAGCUGUUCCAGAAACCGGCGAGAGUUUGGCAGGCGAGUUUCUGUACUCUGAUGUGUGCAGGGUGGAGACGGGGGAGAACUGUUCCUCUCCUGGACCCAAGCAAGAGCUGGUCCCUGUGGAAGAAACGGAACAGGAUAAGGAGCACACGUGCGAGACGCUGCUGAUGUGCAUUGUCACUGUCCUGAGUCAUGGGCUGCGGAGUGGGGGCGGAGUAGGAGAUGUGCUCAGGAAGCCAUCCAAAGAGGAACCUCUCUUUGCUGCAAGAGUGAUCUAUGACCUCUUGUUCUUCUUCAUGGUCAUCAUCAUCGUCCUGAACCUUAUUUUUGGUGUCAUCAUUGACACCUUUGCUGACCUGAGAAGUGAAAAGCAGAAGAAAGAAGAGAUCUUAAAGACGACAUGCUUCAUCUGUGGCCUGGAGAGAGACAAGUUUGACAACAAGACGGUCACCUUUGAGGAGCACAUCAAGGAAGAGCACAACAUGUGGCACUAUCUGUGCUUCAUCGUGCUGGUCAAGGUGAAGGACUCCACCGAGUACACUGGGCCCGAGAGCUACGUGGCAGAGAUGAUCAAGGAAAGAAACCUUGACUGGUUCCCCAGGAUGAGAGCCAUGUCCUUGGUCAGCAGCGAUUCCGAAGGAGAACAGAAUGAGCUGAGGAACCUGCAGGAGAAGCUGGAAUCCACCAUGAAGCUUGUCACUAAUCUCUCUGGACAGCUGUCAGAAUUAAAGGACCAGAUGACAGAACAAAGGAAGCAGAAACAAAGAAUUGGUCUUCUAGGACAUCCGCCUCACAUGAAUGUCAACCCACAGCAACCAGCAUAAGCAAAUGAGAGAGGAACUAUAUUGACCUUUUUUAAUUAUUAUUAGCGUGGGUAUGGCUAAUUAGUUCUGAUUCACCCACUAAGUGACAUUUAUGCUUAGUAUAUUUGUAAAUAACUCAGUUUUAUACUGUAUGUAUAUGAUUGCUACUCUAAAGGUUUGGAUAUAUAUGUAUUGUAAUUAGAUUUGUUGAACGGCAUGAUGACAUUUCAUUUGUGCCAAAAAUAUUAAAAAUGCCUUUUUUGGAAGGACUAAAGAAAGCACCUGAUUUGCACUUGAACCAGAUUAUAGAUUUAAAAGCAUAUGACAUGUAUUUUUUAUUUAAAACUAGAAUAGCCAGUAUUUAUGUUUUUUAUAAAACUGUGCAAUAUGAAUUACGCAAUCACAAUAAGUCUGUAACUCCCCAGUGUCCUACAGGGAGUGCACAUCUUUGAAGCUGGUGUGUUAAUACUAUGUAAUAAAUGGUUAAAUAUCAAAUGAUGCUGCUGCCAAAAUUAUAUUACUAGUGAGUUUCAGGCCCCUGGGCAUUUUGUACCAUGUAAUUAUCCUACGGUGAAGCUGUUUGUCAUAGCUAGUGGCAUCCGUGCCUGACAACGCUCCAUGUCUAUCAGCUGUUCAGCGGGCGUUCAUUUUAAGAAACGCAACUUUAGUUUCAAGAAUACUUUAAGCUUCUAAAUUGAUCACUUAUUAAACUCUUUCUUUAAAUCAGAGGCCACAGUAGAUGCUCACUACUGUAGCUUGUGAGGAAUGAUGUUUUUAAAGGGAACUUUUUACACAACGUUGGGAAUCAUCGUCAUCUCCUGGGUGAGUUUGGAUGUCACGGGAUAGAGAAAYGAGGACUGGAUGGUUUCUAGAGUAUUAGUCCAAACGGUUUUUCCUUCAUCCAAACCAACAUGCCCUUGUAGCUAAAAUAAUUAAAAGUAUAUACAGCCACAUGAAGGUGAAAUGGGAACUAGCCCCUUAGAACCCAGAGUUGAACACUUGACAUGUUAUUCUUCUGGAAGAGCCACGUUGUGAUUUUCUUUCUGUGUCACAUGAUUUCUUUUUGGGAUGGAUGGAAAGUAUGAAAGGAAACUUUUAUACCUGUUGCCUAGUUUUGUACAUGGGUCUCAUUUUACUAAAGAAUCUCUCUGCAAAAAUGUUUUAAAAAAUGUAUUGAAAGCAGAGUUCUGAAAUGAGUCAAGUUUGUAAAUGCAUAUAUGAAAGUAUUUAAUAAAUGAUGCAGAAUCA